AUGUUCUGUUCAAAGGCGAAUUUCAAAAUUGAAGAAGUGGUUCCAAAGCAUAAAUUUGAUGAUGUAUAUUUAGAAGAUUUCAAACAGCAUGAUCUAAAGACCAAAAUAAAAAAUGUUUUCGUUUUUGUGACGGUAGUUUGGAUAAUAGUAAUUCAUGUGGCAGAUGUAUGGAUAGCAACCUUGUUAAUGUUUGAUAGUAAGGUUGCUUCAACUCAACCAAAAGUUUCUUUGAAUGUAUCAAAAUUGAUUUAUGGUGGAUGCCUUGCUACAUCACAUUUAUUAUUGACUUUGGAUUGGAAAAAGUCAAAAGCUAUCAUUGAUUCAAACGAUAUCGGUUACGCUUUUACUAAUCCUAUCGCUUUUAGAUAUCAUUCUUUAAAGAGUUAUCUUCAUCAUUGUUUCUUUUGUAACAUCAGUAAGAAAAAUGCUUUGGUCGAUGACGUCACGUUCUUUGUAUUCUCCGCUUUGAAAGGUUGGAGAAGACUCAUCAUAUUUGAAGCUCCUCGUCAAAUAGUUAAUGCGAUCACUCUUUUUAGCAUAGCUAAUUCAAAUGUGUCAUUUGGUAAUAAUAUAACUGAAAGACUUUCAAUUGCAUUAAUGACAAUGACAUUUUUAAAUUUUUUUACGAGAGCCUCAUUUUUGGCUGUUGCUUUCAUGUUAUAUAUGCUUUUGACAUUACGUAUAAAUGAAAAUUUAAGAGAAUAUUUUUAUCAUAAAGUUGAUCAAAAGAUUGAUGAACUUCUUGAAGGGCAACAUCAUAAACAUGAAUUAAAACAACAAAAGAUCUCACAAGUUGUAAAGGAGAAUAAUAUCUUUCGUUUAAGGGAAGCUUUAAAGGAAGAUCUUUCAAUAAUUCAUCCUAUGAUUUCUAAAAAGCAUUCUUCGUAUGUUGACGAAGAUGAUUCUGAUGUUAAAGAAUAUGCUCCUCCGGUUAUUAACAUAACGUUCUCUGAAGGAGAUGGUGCUCUUGAGUCAAGAUCUCCUCCUAUAAAUUUCGACAGGCUUAGCAACAGUUCAAGUCCUCAAUCUCAGCCAUUUCCCGUUCGUACAAGUACAAGUAGUAAAAUGAAAAAACCAAACAGUUCAAGUCCUUAUUAUUCUCCAUAUCCCCUUAAUCCAACUCCAAGAACUUCAUACAGUUCACGUUCACACAAUUCAAGCCUUAGUUCACCACCUUCACAAAUAAAUUCAUCCGGACCUUUAUACGAUUAUAAUAUAGAUGAAGAUACCUACGUUGAUCGAUGGUAA
Funneliformis mosseae is the source of this 1248-nucleotide messenger RNA. NCBI's taxonomy places the organism in Eukaryota, Fungi, Glomeromycota, Glomeromycetes, Glomerales, Glomeraceae. The record is from the annotation of a GenBank genome assembly.